This is a messenger RNA of Diabrotica balteata, 1644 nucleotides long. Lineage: Eukaryota; Metazoa; Arthropoda; Insecta; Coleoptera; Chrysomelidae. The record is from the annotation of a GenBank genome assembly.
AUGGAAAGUGAGAUUCCCUUAAAAGGUUAUUCAACGAAUAGUGAAGGUGCCAAUAAUAACAGAUAUGCAAAAAAAAACUCUUGGAAGCGAUUAAGAAGAUAUUUUCGCGAUUACUGUGAUAAUUCUAGUAUAAUUGGAUUUAAAUAUUUAGGAGAAAAACGGUCCAGAGGUGAGCGAAUAUUAUGGGCAAUCCUCAUCCUGGGAGCGACUAUUCUUUCGAUAUAUUACAUUAUGGAAAUUUAUUACAAAUACGAAGAAAAUCCGUUUAUUGUAAGUUUAGCCACGAGAGAAUCCCCGAUUUAUAUGAUUCCGUUUCCGGCAAUUACGAUUUGUCCAGUGGCGAAGUCUAGUGCAGCUGAUUUUAAUUAUACCGAAAUUGUUCAUAGAGUUUGGGAUGAAAAGAACUUAACAAAGGAAGAGACUGAGAAUGCUCAAUACAUGUCCUUAUUAUGUGAUGUUGACGAUGACGACUUCCUCGAUUAUUUUACCUACAACAAAACAUUUGACGACAAACAGUUUUUUGAUACCAUUACUUAUCUAAAGCCGACGAGGAGAGAACAAUUCUUCUUGUGCUUAUAUAUGGGAGAAUCAAUAGAAUGCAAUGAUUUUUUUAUUCCUAUAAUAACCGAUGAAGGAGUUUGUUACACUUUUAAUAUGCUAGAUCGGAAAGAUAUUUUUAAGGAUAAUGUGGUACACUAUGAUGACUACCAUCAAAUAGAUUUUAACAGGACUUGGUCGGUCGAAGAUGGAUAUCCAAAGAACUCUGGACAAGAUGUUUACCCAAGAAGAGCUUUACUAUCUGGUGCUGAUAAUGCUCUGCAGCUGUUUAUUACGCAGAAUAUCAAUGAUACUGACUACCUAUGUUUAAGCGAGGCAGAAGGUUACAGUGUUCAACUGCACACUCCGUAUUCCAUUCCUCAAAUGAAAAAAAUGUACUUCAGUGUACCUUUAGAUAGUUCAACAACCGCCCAAAUUACACCAAAUUUGAUGACGACGUCAGCGGAAGUAAAGGCUUAUAGAAUUAAAGAUAGACAAUGUUAUUUCAGCGAUGAAAGAUACCUGAAGUAUUUCAAAAUAUAUUCUCCAGAAAAUUGUAGAAUUGAAUGUUUAACGAAUUAUACUAUGGAUCAUUGUGGUUGUGUAAAUUUCUACAUGCCAAGAGACAACAGCAGUGCCAUCUGCGGAAAUGGAAAUAUUAAGUGUAUGCAAAAAGCUGAAAGAUUACAAAGAGAAGCAGAACUAGAUUAUAUCCUUGGUAUGGAGCCAGAAAAAGGCUGCAAUUGUAUGCCGCUUUGUACACAACUUUCAUACGAUGCGGAAACUUCUCGAACAUCUUGGAAAUGGAGGAAACAAUUUGCUGCGGAGAGAAUCGAAGAACGAUUUAGUGCAGAAGGAUUUGUAAACACUCAGCAUUUCUCUAGACUGACGAUAUACUUUAAAUCUGACCAGUUCAUCCCAAGCCAACGAAACGAGCUCUACGGCUUCUUCGAUUUUUUGUCGAACUUCGGGGGACUGCUAGGUUUGUUCACAGGAUUCUCGUUACUCUCGGCAGUCGAAGUAGUAUACUUCAUUAGCGUUCGACUGUGGUACAAUUACAAAAUGUACGGUGAUUAUUCUGGACCACCACCAAGAACCGAAGUUUAA